This is a messenger RNA of Closterium sp. Naga37s-1, 759 nucleotides long. The record is from the annotation of a GenBank genome assembly. NCBI's taxonomy places the organism in Eukaryota, Viridiplantae, Streptophyta, Zygnematophyceae, Desmidiales, Closteriaceae.
CGCGUGUUCUGCUCAUGGAAAAAGAAGGACACACGGAACAUCGGAGGGCGCGCCAAUGCUCUCAUCGCUGCUAUCCGUGACGUGCCAGACAGCAAGGAGGACGUGUACCGAGCUCUCGACGCAUGGGCGGCCUUCCAGCUCGACUUCCCUCUGCUGGCUGUGAAGCGCGCUCUCAGGAUGAUGCAGCAAGAGGGCCAGUGGAAGCGAAUACUGCAGGUGUGCAAGUGGAUGCUCGCAAGGGGCCAGGGGCGGACCUUUGGGACAUAUGACCUCAUGAUGGAGGCCAUGGCUGCCACGGGGCGACAUGCUGAGCUGGACGGCACGUGGGAGCGAAUCAUGGGCCGCCACCUGGACACAGUGCCUCGCGCCACGUUUGCACGCGUGAUGAGCCUGUAUGCAGAUCAGGGGCGGCCAUUGAAAGUGCUCGAGGUGUACGGCAGCAUGAUAGAGGUGGGUGUGAAUGUGGACGAGGGUAAUGGUGAUGCAGGUCCACGGAAUGCCCUCUGCCAAUGGUGCUCUCAUGCUCCUCCGCUGCUCUUUGCAUGUGUGCAUGUAUGCUCGCAGGUGUAUGGCAGUAUGAUAGAGCUGGGUGUGAACCUGGAUGAAGGGAUGGUGAUGCAGGUGCACAGGGCGCUGAUUAACAUCGGGGCGGAGCGGAGAGCAGAGGCGCUGCUGCAGGAGCACCAGAGCGUUUUGAUUCCACCAGUUGGGAAGGCUGUAAGGGCUGAGAAAGCCUCCAGUAGUGCUAGAACAUUAUGA